Messenger RNA from Cydia splendana, 6328 nucleotides. RefSeq lists its product as uncharacterized. The record is from RefSeq and is a predicted model, not a curated record. The transcript is spliced from 3 exons. NCBI's taxonomy places the organism in Eukaryota, Metazoa, Arthropoda, Insecta, Lepidoptera, Tortricidae. Bases 1277 to 3661 code for a protein of 794 amino acids.
AAGGAAAUUUGACAGUAAUGAAGACCAAGACAAUGUUGUGAAAUACAGGGCUUCUCAAAAUUUAGAAAAUGUACAGCUCGAACAAAAUCAAUUCCUCACCCAACAACUUCGUGUAUAUAAAGAGAGUCACGAAUGCAUUACCCCCAAAGUCAUUCUACACAGAAACACAGAUAUUUCAAGUGAUGGUAAUAGUCUAUUCCAAUCACUCAUACGUGUUCUGCAACUUAAAAUUUCGACUUGUGAUUUGAGAAGACAGUUACGUGAUUCACCUUAUUUAAACUCCUGCCACAAUCCACAGGGAGCAUAUAACAUACUCUCAAGUAACAAUGAAUAUGGAGAUUUGGAUUGUUUAUACUUGUUUGCAAAAAUUUACAAUCAAAAUAUUUGUGUGCAUUUCCACAAUUUCAACGUAAUUUCAAAAAAUGAAGACACUCGCUUCCGUCAUUUUAAAGCAAAUGAUACACAUAAUUGGAUUCAUCUUGAUCUUCGUGAGCUGCACUUUACGCCUUACUUCUCUGAUGAUGAAAAGAAGAAAGAAGAUGAAAGAAAAGAAAGAAAAAAGGAACAAAAUCGAGAACAUCAAAGGGCAUGGCGUCAGCGUCAAAGUAGAAAGAAGAAAGAAGAUGAAAGAAAACAAAAGCCGAAAAACAAAGAAUAUUGUAAGCGGUAUCGAGAUAAAAAAAGAACAUCAAAUUUACAAACAGUCAUUCAUACUUCACAAAUUGCAGGCCCGUCCACCGGAGGUGUGCCAUAUGUUCCACCAGUUAACUGUAGUUCCGAAAUUGCAGAUAUAUUGUCGAGAUAUGUACCUUCAAGUCCAUCAAUACAUUCUAACUACAAUUCUAUCGAAGAUAGAGUGCGUCAAAGGCAUUUUCCUUCUGAAGUUGUUGAAUCAUCUCCACCUAAUAUACAUCUUCAGACAUACUCUGCUUUUCAACAGAAUUCUUCUGCUCAUCGACAAUUUGAAAAAGAUUUUGUUGAAAAUGAAUUUGGUCAUGCUUGUGACAUUUGUGACAGACUGUGGUUUAGAAAAGAUUUGAAAUAUUUGGAGAAUAACGAUGCAACUCCAAAUAUUGAAUUUAUAAGAACAUUGCUCUCAAACACUGCUAUACUGAAAAUAAAAGUAUGUUUGACUUGCUUUACAGCCAUUCAAAAGCAACAUAUCCCACCACUAUCAGUUUACAAUGGAUUCAAAUAUCCACCAUUUCCAGACUGUCUUAAAGACUUUCCUUUGGACUUGGUAACUGAAAGGUUUAUAUCGCCAAGGAUUCCAUUUAUGCAAAUUCGAAGGCUUCGGCAUGUUCACGGUCAAUAUGGAAUAUACGGGCAGGUGAUAAAUGUUCCAAUUGAAGUAAACACAAUGGUGCAUCAGUUACCAAGACAAGUGGAUGAUGAUCAUGCCAUAACAGUUCACAUUAAAAGGAAAAAAAUUCACAAAUCUAGCUACGUGUAUGGUAUAGUGACGAAGAGAAAAAUAAAAGUGUGGUUACGAUAUUUAAAGGAUACUCCUCUUUACAAGUCCUACGGCGUUUUAGUUGACGAUGGUUUUUUGAACGAUACAAGUUAUGACGUUGAAGAUGAAAUCAUCUUUGAUGAAGAUGGCGACAAUGACAUUUUAGAACAAAUAGCCAUCGAGGAAUGUUUAAUGGCACAGCAGCAAACAUUGAUGUGGAAUGACGAUACGUACUUGAGAAUCGCUGCAGGCGAAGGUAAUGCUCCAAAGAGUUUGCUAUUUGAUGAACAUGCUGAAGAAUUAUCUUUUCCACAAAUAUAUUUGGGGCAAUUCAGAGAAUUUAAGCAUGCGGUCACUCCCUUCAUGAUGGCCACAAGUGAACUAAGGAGAUCUGAUAGACGAGGAGUAACCCCUCAACACUUAUUGUACAUGGCUAUGAAUAUAAUGAGGAUUAGAAUUAAGGAAUCUCUACAUAGCAUGUCAAUGUUCAAGCAUGUUGGCCAAGGCAUUGCAAUAACUAAAGAGCAAAUACAAUCUGAUGAUUAUAUUCACGGCUGCAUUGAAACUAAUUUGGCAUUCCUUCGUUCUAUUCCGAAUUCAGCAUAUUAUUGGGCUGAGAGAAAAAGAGAUCUUUUUGCUAUGAUUCGGCAAUACGGUAAGCCAACUAUUUUCUUUACCAUAAGUGCAAAUGAAAUUGGAUGGCCUAAAUUAUUACAAUUGUUGCAUAAUUUGAAAAAUAAUGCGGAAAUAUCUGUUGAAGAGGCUGCAGAUUUGCAUUUUAUUGAGAAAAGCACUCUUAUUAAUGAAGAUUCCGUGACAUGCGCUGUAUACUUUAAUAAGUUAGUUGAAAUUCUUUUAAAAAUAUUGCAAUCAAAAAGGCACAGUCCUUUAAAAAAAUACAGGAUUUUGCAUUACUUUAAAAGAAUUGAAUUUCAACAUCGAGGUAGUCCACAUGCGCAUAUUUUAGCGUGGUUAGAUAAUGCCCCAGAAGACGCCCUUAACAGAGAUUAUAAUGAAGCCAUCGAUCUUAUCGAUUUUCUGAUAUCAGUAUCUGCUGCCGAGGCUUCUGGUGAUAUACGAUUACAAACACAUAAGCAUACUUUUACUUGCUAUAAAGGUGUAGCAUCGAGACGACAGCAAAAAUGUAGAUUUGACGCUCCGUUUAUGCCAGUUAAGAAAACCAUGAUUUUGACGCCUAUGCCAGAUACAGAAAAUGGUUUCCAACAGUACAAGGCUAAAUAUAAUUCAAUCCAAAUAAACUUGGAAAAAUACGAAUACAAUGGAUUUCAAUCGUUCUACGAUGAAAAUGAUAUUGCUUCAGAUGACGAAUAUGUCAAAAUUAUUCGAGCAGGAAUUAAUAGACCACGAGUUUUUCCAAAACGUAAACCAUGUGAAAAGUGGAAUAAUCCAUUUAAUCCAUUCAUAUUCAACGUUGUCAGAUCCAACACUGACUUCCAAUUUAUAACUGAAGAAUAUUCUUGUGCAGCUUACGUGGUCGAAUACGUUAACAAAACUAACAGAGGUGUUAGCAAUUUACAAAGACAAAUAAUUGAAAUAAUGGAUGAACAUCCUGAGUUUAAUUUAUUUGACAUUGCUAAAAAUAUUAGCAUUAAUCUUUUGAACCACACUGAGAUCACGAGUCAAGAGGCUGCAUGGUAUUUAUUGAGAGAGCCAAUGUCAGAAAGUUCAUCUGUUAUUAGCUAUAUACCAACCAUUUGGCCGGCCGAAAGGCAUAGAACAAAGAAGACAAUUAAAGAAUUAAGUGAACUAGAAGAUGAUUCAACCGACGUAUGGAAGGAAAAUUGUUUCGACAAGUAUGAGAAGAGACCUGAAGAUUUAACAGAUAUUUCUCUUGCUCAGUUUGUUGCUAAAUAUUAUAAAAAUAUGAAGGGUGACUAUGUACUCAGGGAAGAACCAAGAGUUAUACGAUAUCGCAAUUAUGACAUGGGUAAAGACUACAAUGAGUAUCGGAGAGAAAUGGUUACUUUGCACCUUCCGUUCCGUCAUGAAGAAUCUGAAAUUCUCGCAGAAUCGCGAUAUCUUCAGUUAUACGAAGAAAAUGAGGUACUUAUUCUAGAUCGAAGAAAAGAGUUCGAAUCAAAUUUUGACAUCGAAAAAAUAUUGGAAAUCUGCAGGGAGUUAUGUCGUGAAUAUGUUUCCGAUGAUGGAGAGAAGAUAAACGACGUCGUUGGUAGAAUUCCUAUUUGAGAGUGAUAUGCUUAAAGCUGUAUAUGUUGUUCCACCUAUGGCUGAAGCAGCUUUUCCAGUUGAAGCACAAGCAAUGUAUACGUUGAAAAUUCCAUCCGUGUCAGAAAAUCUUUUAUAAAUCUCCACGAGUGCUAUUAUUACAAACGUUUUACCACAGAAUAAAUAAUAAUACUGCCGUACAGAAAGGAAAUUUCCUACAAAACCGAAGUUUGACAGCGGUUCAGGGUCGUCUUAUCUGUGGUGCACGCAAAAGGAAGUCAAGUGGUGCCAACGCUAAUAAUUGCUCGGAGCAAUGCUGAGCCGAGUUUGAACCGAAGUCAAGAGUUACGCACCCCUGGUUUUACCACUACCAGCUGGCCCAGUCAAAUAUAUCAGCAAUGGUUUUUGCAUUGGGUCGUUGUUUGAUAUUAAAUGAUGCAUAGCGUGGAACAAAAUUUCUCGCUGUUCCUCGUUUGCUUUGCGCAUAAGCCCAUGAAAUUCUGGAUAAGAUGGAAUGGCCCUGGAUCAAGAAGUGGUUCCUUGCGUCGGUUUGAGAUGUGUCCACAUUUUAGUCAAACAAGGCAAGGUUAAGUCUUUGAGCUUCGCCGAAAAACGGGACAUAAUUUCCGCGCCAAAACCAACACCCGACUUGUGUAUUUCUCAGUCAAGUCAGCGACAUAAGAGAAAAUUCUGUAGGGCCGUCUACAAAACUCAUUGGAUUGUUGGUUGUUCCCAUACAAAUAAGAUGUAUUGCUGGUGUUGCAUAUUUUUUUCGAACGAUAUUAACGUUUGGAAUAGUUGUGGCUAUGACGAUUUAAAUAAUUUAUCUGGAGCGAUAAAGAGGCACACGAAUUCCGGUAAACACAUGUGUGCAGUGAUUGCUUUUAGCAAUUUUGGGAAACUAAGGAUCGAGGCCCCUAUGUCGCGCCAAUUAUCAGAAGAAAUAUCAAAACAUAACAUGCGUGUAGACAACAAUCGUAGUGUUUUUCAGAGGUUAGUCGAUAUUGUGUGCCAUUUAGCACAGCAAGAACUUCCUUUUAGAGAACACGAUGAGUCGAACACUUCAUUAAAUAGGGGCAAUGUUUUGGAACUUGUAUCGUUGCUAUCAAAAUAUGACUGCGUUCUAGAAAAACAUGUUCAAAGUGACCAACCAAGCUCGAGCUAUUUGUCUUACAAAAUUCAAAAUGACAUUAUUCAAUCCGUAGCAGACGUGAUAAGAGCUCGCAUUGAAAAUGAAGUGAAAAAAACUAAAUUUGUUUCUGUUAUAAUUGACGAAACUCCUGACGUCAGUCACAGGGAACAAUUAUGUUUGAUUUUGAGAUAUUUCGGUGAAAACGAUAUUCACGAUCGCUUUAUGGGAUACGUUAAUGUGUCUUUAAGUCGCACUGCGGAUGUAAUUUCUAAUAUUAUUUUAGAACUGCUGAAAAAACAUGACUGCACAGAAAAACUAGUAGCACAAAGUUAUGACGGAGCUAGCGUAAUGUCCGGUACAAGAAAUGGAGUCCACCAAAAAGUAAAAGAGGCGUGUCCUGAAGCGAUGUACAUCUGGUGCAAUGCACACGAUUUGGCCUCGGUCUUAUCAAAAUCGUGCAAUAGGAUUAGAGAGGUCAGUUCGUUUUUUUCGGCCCUGCAGUCUAUAAGCACUUUCUUUAGCCACAGUACUAAACGAGCUGCAUUUUAUGAUUCUCAUUGCAGCAAAAAAUUGCCGAAUGCGCCUGCAACUCGCUGGACAUGUAUGUCGCAACUUGUUAAUACAGUUUUCGACCAAAAAGACAAUCUUGUUACUGUGUUUUCCGAAAUCUGUGACCAUCCAGAGGACUGGGAUGGAGAUACCAUUUUAGCCGCGGGAAAUUUCGAAACUUUGAUGAACUCAUUUAACUUUAAUUUCUUUCUAAAAACAUUUCAUCACAUAUUCGAGAAGUCUGACUGUUUAAACAAUAUUGUACAAAAAACCGAAGUAAAUGUCGGCUAUUGUAGCAACAAAAUCAAAGAGUUUCAAACAUGGUUGCGGGUCGAUUUCCAAUCCGAAUUCGGCCAAAUAUAUGAUAACACCCUGCAAAACCACGCGGCUCCUCGUAUGAGACGCAACAUAAGUUGCGCUCAAACGGAAUAUAAAAGACUUUUUGUCGAAAUAAUCGACAAAAUAUAUUCCGAAGUCGAAGAACGAUAUUCAGAAAUUAUUAAAUUGAAGUUCUUUCAGUUAGUUAAUAAUAAAAAAUUUGAGAAUUAUAACUCAAAUUUUCCAUCAGAGGCGUUGGAUUCGUUAUUUGAGACCUACCCGAACUAUUUUGAUAGACAAACAUUGAAAAACCAAUUGGCGUGUCUAUAUUCCUCCGACGAACUUAGAAACUGCAACGUUUUUGAACUGAUUGAUUUCAUCAACCAAAAUAAUCUGGAAGAUGCUUUUCCUCAGCUACUAAAAUUGGCAAAUCUGGUUGUUACUAUUCCGGCUACAAGUGCUUCAGCAGAACGAGCUUUUUCGUCUCUUAAGCGUAUUCACACUUAUCUGAGAAAUACACAGGGUCAGGAGCGUCUCUCUGAUUUAUCGACCAUUGCCAUAGAAAAACAGUUACUGAUAGAUUUAAAACGUUCGCCAACCUUUUACUGUGACGUUAUUGACUGUUUCCUAAAGAAAGACAGACGGUUUGAACUUGUAUAUAAAUAGUUGGUAGGUAUAUGGAUCUAAUG